Molecule: messenger RNA, 654 nt
Organism: Camellia sinensis
Lineage: Eukaryota; Viridiplantae; Streptophyta; Magnoliopsida; Ericales; Theaceae
Source: RefSeq, a predicted model, not a curated record
AUGACCGAGAUGAAGAAGGAGUUUUCUGCCCUGCAGAAGACCAACAAAGGUCUUCAACUAAAAAUGAAGAAUCUGGAAGACCAAGCCGAGGCUGCAACUAAGGCCCAACAGAUAGCCGAGGAAAAAGCUGAAUCAGUCGAGGCCAUAAGGAAGGUCGCCGAAGCAGAGAAGAUAGAGGUCGAGGACAGAAAGGCCCAAGCCGAAAAGGAACUGCAGGAGGCCCUGGCCACCAAGGAUGCUGAAACCAAAGAAGCUGAUGAGAAGGCUUACGCCCAGGGCAUGGCCAACGUCACUGAGGAAUACAAACUUCAGGUCAGGCAGGUAUGCAACAGGGGCUUCUCCCUUGGUUGGAUGUCCCUGAUAAAGAAACUUGAUCUUCCUGCCGAUUCACCCUUUCGUAAUGCCGAUGCUAUCCCUCUGCCGUUCCCCCCACCUCCUCCAUCAAGUCAACCUGAAGGCGAAUCUGAGUCUGAAGUUACCAAGGAAGCUACCUCGGAGCAGGGUUCGUCCGACGUUCCUCAGGUCAACAAGAGUAUUGACGAAACCUUUGCCGAGAUUGAUGCCGAAAUUGCUGCAGAUAAGGAGGCCAAGGUAUCUCUUCAGGAGACUUCUGAGGUUCAGAUCCAGCCAGACGCUGAUGCUCAAAAGUCUUAA